Molecule: messenger RNA, 6611 nt
Organism: Megalops cyprinoides (Indo-Pacific tarpon)
Lineage: Eukaryota; Metazoa; Chordata; Actinopteri; Elopiformes; Megalopidae
Product: disks large-associated protein 4-like
Exons: 15
Coding region: 646-3888 (1080 amino acids)
Biological process (GO): signaling
Cellular component (GO): glutamatergic synapse; postsynaptic specialization
Molecular function (GO): molecular adaptor activity
Source: RefSeq, a predicted model, not a curated record
CAGCAUCACUGCCCGCCUCACGGAGCUCUCUCCUCACUGCAAACGUGAAUGAACUGCUGUAAUGGGGUUCUCGAAGAGGAGCGUUUUCCCCUCGCCUUCUUUGACGCACGGAGAGAAUGCGAAACAUUAAAUAAAACAACACACAUACAAGCUUUUUUUUCAUUCUCGUUAAUUCACCUUUUCAUAAUUAGACGAGCGCAGCCGGUCUAAUAAAAUCCCAGUCUUAUUCCGGACCCUUCACUAACACGAUCAGGAUAACCCAUUUGGUUGCAUUGCUACGGAUCAACGUCCAGCGAAAAAAGGUCAACAGCCUGACCUCCAGUCUGAACAGCUUGAUUCGCUGAAGGGGGUUUGUGUGAAAACACAUCAGAGUCGAUUUGUUUCCACCGUUGCGCAAAUGCCCGCCGGCACGCACCGCUUGAUGUAUUCCAUUUCAGGGCUCUGUCAAUUCUGGGAUUAUUUCUGCCCGCUGAACACGGAUCGUCCGAUCGUCAUCCGGAAUAGUACAAGGAAAGGAGCGCGAGAGGAGUGUCUUCCCUUGACCUUGCCAUCCGCAGAAUGAGCCACCGAUGAGGACCCGACCCUGACCUCUGCUUACCAACCCCCAGUCCAGAACCAUGAUCUAACAGGGACACUCUGGCCACCAUGAAAGGGUUGGGAACCAACCGUCGCCACCUGUCCGACUCCUGCGACCCCACGGCCGCCCCUCAGGAGCCCCUGUACCCCCUGGCCGCCGACCCCCGCAGCCCCUACUUCCUGAGCCCCACCAUGGACCACUACGGCACCCUGGACCCCCAGCACUUCUCCCCCUCCAGCCCCACCUCACUGCCCCCUGAAUGCCUGAUGCCCCUCAACAACCAGAUGUCCAACAGCAUGACCUUCCCCCGGAUCCACUACAACUCUCACCCAGACCAGGGCGACCUCUCCCCGAGCUCCGUGACGGGCGGGGGCAGCAUCGGGGGCAUCCGGACAGGCACGCUGGCCACCUCCGCGUCCAUGGGGACAGGCAUGGGCCCGGGCCUGAGCGGGGCGCACGUGAUCACCAGCGGCUCGGCCACCAUCUCGGCGGGCAGCAAGAUGAACCGGCUCCCCGCCAACCUGCUGGACCAGUUCGAGAAGCAGCUGCCCGUGCAGCGUGACGGCUUCAGCACGCUGCAGUUCCAGCGCGGCCGUGUGUCCAAGCAGCGCAGCGAGAGCCCCGGCCGCAUCCGCCACCUCAUGCACUCCGUGCAGAAGCUCUUCGCCAAGUCGCAGUCGCUCGAGAGCUCGGUCAAGGGCAACGUCAACGGGGGCGCGGCGGGCGCCGACGAGGGCAAGCAGAACCGCCGGAGCAAGAGCAAGGACCGCGCCAAGACGGAGGGCGCCAAGCGGCGGCCGCGCUCCAACAUGUCUGGCCUCUGGAGCUCCGAGGACAACCUGGACAGCGGCGCCGACGCCACCAACUCUGCCACCGCCACCGCCAACUACCGCAACAACCCCAUGGCAAUGAUGACGCUGGGCCGGCCUGUGCCGGACAGCCAGGGCCCAGCCAGGUACUUCCCACAGGGCUACAACACCAUUGGCGGCCACAUGCUGAAGACCUCCAAGAGCAACAACGACCUCAAGUAUCAGGUGUGCCCAGCCCUGCCGGGGCCCGAGGGCGAGGGGAGUGGGGCAGGGGACAACAAGCUGGUCAAGCGGGGCUCCUGGUCCACGCUGACGCUCAGCCAGGCCAGGCAGGUGUGUCAGAAAGGGCUGGCCACCAUCGACAGGUCGCUGCUCAAGUCCAAGUCCUGCCACCAGGACCUGACCUGCCACUACUUGCAGGUGGGAGCACGAGUGCCCCUGGGGGACUGGAACAGCACCCUGGGCCGGACUCGGGGCUCCAGCGAGAUCCCAUGCCGGCGCAUGCGCAGUGGCAGCUACGUCAAGGCCAUGGGGGACCUGGAGGACAGCGAGGACUCGGAGGGCAGCCCCAAGCCCUCACCCAAGAUGGCCGCGCGCAGGCAGAGCUACCUAAAGGCCACGCAGCAGUCCCUGAGCGAGCAGCUCCCGCCACGCAAAUACUGGGAUUUUUCAAUGCUGCAGGACGACCUGGGGGCCUUGUGGUCUCCACUGCAGAGUGUGACUUCUCUGCACCAGCUGGGCAGCUGCCUUCCGUCCUUGCAAGAGCUCUCCACCAAUCGCAGUUUGGACAACCUGGACUGCAUAGAUGGACCUGUUACCUCCCCUUUCCAGCGCUGGAAUGACGUGGACUUCAGCCAGGGCUGCAACACACUGGGCAAGACAAGCUGUACAAGCCAGGUGCGGGAGCCGGAGGGGAGCCGGCCAUACGAGGAUGCCUUCCCGGAGGCCAUAUUCCACGAGGGUGGCCACCGGCCACCGGAGCCCCCGGACUUGCCCCUGCCCACCUGCUUCCGCUCGCGGAGCCACUCCUACCUGCGCGCCAUCCAGGCCGGCUGCUCCCAGGACGAGGACACCGCCUCCGUGGACUCGGACUCGCCGCCGCCCACCACCACUGUCCGCACCUACAGCUCCAGCACCAUCUCCACCUGUAUAACUACCUGUAAGAAGACUCCGCCCCCAGUGCCCCCCCGCACCACUUCCAAGCCAUUCAUCUCAGUGACGGUGCAGAGCAGCACCGAGUCCGCCCAGGACAACUACCUGGACAACCAGGACCGCAAGAGUGAGGCCAACAGCCAGUCAGGACUCAGCAACUCCUCUGACAGCCUCACCAGCACACGGGCCAGCAGCCUGGCCAAGGGCCCCCCCGCCGCUGCCCCCCGAGUGCCCCCUGCCCCCAGCAGCCCCCCCGAGGAACCCCAGCAUGCCAUCCUGAAGACCACCACGUGCGCCCUGACGACAGAGGAGCUCCAGGCUGACCCUUUGCCCAAGAGGAAGCUCUCCUCCAUUGGGAUCCAGGUGGACUGCAUUCAGCCAUUUGAGAAACAGGAAACGCCCCCCUUGACCAGAUUCCAGUCAAUUGGAGUGCAGGUGGAGGAAGGCUGGCAGCUAAGCCGCUCCAGCAGCAUGGCGUCCAAACAGGAGACCGACUUGGACACGCAGGAUCUCGCCAAGCCCUCGGAGAAGCACGUGAUGAACAGCGCCAGCCAGUCGACGGACUCCCCCGUGCACCGGCCCCAGGGCAACGGCGAGGGCGUGGUGCCGCAGGUGCUGUCCAACCGCACGCGGAGCAGCUCCUCCUCCUUCUCCGAGAGCCUGGACCCGGCGCUGGACCCCUCCUCCCUGCCCCCGCCCGACCCCUGGCUGGAGAGCGGGAACGGCAGCGCGCCGCCGGGCCCCGCCCCACCAGGGGCGCCGGCCUGUCGCCGUGACGGCCACUGGUUCCUGAAGCUGCUGCACGCCGAGACAGCGCGGAUGGAGGGCUGGUGCCAGCAGAUGGAGCAGGAGACCAAAGACAACCCGCUGUCAGAGGAGGUGCUGGGGAAGAUUCGGAGCGCGGUAGGCAGCGCUCAGCUCCUCAUGUCCCAGAAAUUCCAGCAGUUCCGAGGGCUCUGCGACCAAAACUUGAAUGUCAGCGCCAACCCACGCCCCACCGCCCAGGACCUGGCCGGGUUCUGGGACCUGCUCCAGCUCUCCAUCGAGGACAUCAGCAUGAAGUUCGACGAGCUCUACCACCUGAAGUCCAACGACUGGCAGCUGGCCGACUCCCCGGAGAAGAAGGAGGAGAAGAAGCAGCCCCCCCCAGUGCCAAAGAAGCCCUCUAAGGCCAAGGUGGCGGCGGGCCGGGAGAAGGCAGGGCAGACGGACCCCGCGGACAAGCAGCGGCAGGAGGCCCGCAAGAGGCUGAUGGCGGCCAAGCGGGCGGCAUCAGUGCGGCAGAACUCGGCCACGGAGAGCGCCGACAGCAUCGAGAUCUACGUCCCCGAGGCCCAGACCCGGCUCUGAGAGAGAGAGGGGGAGAGAGAGAGAGAGAGACUGAGGCAGGGAGGCGGGAGACUGCAGGCCUCGCUCUCGAAGAAACACAUGGGGUAGGCUGGUCCCUGUGGCAGCUCCGAAGGAGGGGAAAAGAGACUACAGCAGAGGAGAGCACACGCAAAAAAUAACAACAACAACGAAAAAACACUCCUUUUAACAUGGCUGCCAUGGAAAACCUCAAGACUUUUAUUACCGUUGUCAUAAUUAAUAUUAUUGUUACUAUUAUUGCGGAAAACUAUAUCGGACUGUGUUAAACGUUCUAAGAUCCGGAAAUCGGGCGUCGCCCGGCACGCGGACUGAGGCGUCAGUGUCGACGCUCCUCUUCUUUUCUCACCCCUCUCCCGCUCCCUCUCUUUUGCACGCCAGCCCUCUGAAUCUGACACAGACACACAGACACACACACGUGCGUUUGCUCCCUAUCGAUCUCUUGUCUUCCUGUCCCUCCUUUUGUUUUACGGCCAACUGUCGCGGCGAGCGUUCCUCGCUCCCCUUAACUCCAAGGAUCAGGUAGUUUCAUGGCUAAGCAGGGAGUUGCAGGGUUUAGGGUUGAGGGUUGGGGGUUGGGGGUCGGGGGGUGGCGGGCAGGUCUCCUGCACCUUCUGGAAUAAACCCAAAGGACCAGUGGUAGUGACCAGACAGAGAGAGAGAGAGAGACCAUGUCUGUCUGUGGUAUAUGUCACUCUCAUAAUUGUCAUUCUGCUUGUUUUUGGCAAACCCGUCCCCAGAGCUGUUUCUCCAAGCCAGCGCUCAUGUCCCUCUCCCUUCAUGUCUCAGUCGUGUUAUUUAUCUUUUCCCUCCCUUUGCCCCGGCCAUGCUCAGCCCUUCUCGUGGCUUGUGGCCUGGUGUCGUGGCAGUCAGUGCAGUGCUCAUUGCCCUGUGUUCAGCAGACUGAGCACACGCGCGACUCGCAUGCUCGGACACACUCUCUCUGAGGUUCAUUUUACUUUGGGGGCCGUUGCAGUGGCCAGUUGUGUGUAAAAAUGUUCCUGUUGACCAUUAGUCUCUGGGCUUUGUUACCAUAAGCUUGACCACUCCCUGCCAUUUCAUUUCUCCAGCUCCAAUAAUGCAGUUCCCAUCUCUGUGUUCCAUCUGGCCCACUCCCAGGACCAUCUCCAAACAGCUUGGGCACUUCAGUCCACUCCACUCUGAGGCCUGGGUCAUCUGAGGCAGUAACUGCUAACCCAGAGCAUCACGUGCCUGCGGUGAAAUACUGAACGCAGUGCUGACAGUUUUAAAAGAGUGCUCAGCUCUUUUAGCGCAGUGCUAUUACUUCUUAAAACAAGCUGGAAGCGAGAGCAGUCUGGCCUCCACCCACUAGCACAGGUAGAAGAUUUAGAGCGUUUUCUGAACCACCGUCUGCGGUCUGUCUGUCGCAGCUUUCAGCAGUGACCAUAAUAUGCAACGACCUUUAGAGAGCUGCAUGUGAGGACAGUGAGGCGAUUGAGCAGGGCUCAAUGUGGACAAAACAAUGCACACUGUUUUUGCUCGUCAUCGUUCCCCUUCGCGUUUCAUUGUCCUUCACCUGUUUCCGUUUUGGAGAAAGCGAUCCGGAUUCGCAGUGUCCGCAGCUGUUCUCCGAAACUCCGCAAGUGUCGUCAGGCGACGGGAUGGCAGAGGCCACAACAGGCAGAGCUUCAAUGCACUCUCUGUCACUGACUGCCGCAAAUCAAAUGGGAAGAGCUUUCUGUCUGUUGGUUCACGUCGAGGAAUCACUGAUGGCAGCGCCAAUUUUCCUGUUUGUGAGCCCUUGCUCUCCCGGCUAGUGCCUGCACGGCAGGAGCGGUGCAUCACCCUCUCCGGACCGGCCCAUUUCCUGUACUGAGUUCCCAUCAUCCGCCCAGCAAUCAUAGAGGCUCAGGGCCUGAUAGGGGCCUCUGUCAGCCUUAUCAGGACUCCAUUAGCAUUAGCAUCCGGUAAUACGACUGCAGUAACACACACAGCACUGAGCUGUUACUGUUAAUAGGAGUAAAAAGCAUACCUGGGGUCAGUUCCCUUUCAGUUCACCUCAUUCAGGACUCCCACAGAAAUUGAGUUAAUUAAAAAGUCUUCAUAGAGAGUGAUGGGCAGUUUUAGGUUCAGUUCAUUCCCUGAAAUGGAGUCGACCCUGAUUCUGGUGAAAAGCACACUGACAUGGCUUAAUUCCAGGUCCUGUCCCUUUUCCUUGACGUUUUGCCACUCCGAAGUGUGUGACCUGGUCUCACAGGCAGCUAACUCAAGACCGCCUAUGGCCCAGCCAGUCGUGAUUGCAGCUGAUAAUUUUUAGUUGAUAUUUCUGGCGAUGUAAUCCUUGAGCCCACAGCAGAGGUUAAUUGCAGAAACAUCAGAAUGGCAUACAGCUGAUGCCAGUGUUUUCAAAUGGCGUGGCAUUGAUGGCAAUUAAAAUUGUUUUUUAACUAUAUAGUAGCAUAAAAGUGUUACAUAGGUGUAGUUAUGUACACAUGUGCAUAUAGAUGCACUUAAGACCUGCAAAAUAUGGAGAAUUCUUAACAUCAUGAGCGCUGUUUCUUUAAGGGUGUCCGCACUUCCGUACUGGUACAGACUCAGUAUUCAGGGCAUUGACCACUAGUUUUAAUGGCGUUUCCCAAGGGCCGAGCACUCCCCCUGCUGGCUAGCAUAUGCACUGCACCCAUUUUGAUUGCUCUGAGAUGCUGUCAGCAGACCCCAGCUGCAGAAGCUGUUUGCUUGGGGCAGGG